AUGAGGGGGCGUGAUUCUGGGAACCAAGGGCUCGAGGUUGACGAACAAGGCGCAGCGACGGGAGCACGUGAGGGUCAUGAAGGCGGCAUGACUCGUUUCGUUGAGAAGUUGGGGUACACCGAUCGCAGCUCCCACUGCCAUGAGAUUCGAAGCAUGCGUUUCGUGAAGAGGCUAGAACUCCUGGUGGUUGUUGAGGGAACAGCAAUACUCAAGAUCUACACUCCCGGGCCGCUCAAAGUGCGACAGAUCGAGCCCGCUAUCGCCAUGCGAAAGCUCAUCAUAGACACCAAGCGGUCCACACGCAUAGCGGGACCAAAGGGAAAGUCUCGGAGUGCUACUCAUAGAGCGGCGAGUGCUCUACCACCCGCGAACGGAACCGAGGAGAGCAUGGCGGUUCUUGCAAUGGACUUCAUCGGGCGCGACAACCAAGCAGCAGUAUCUUGCGCCGACGGGUAUCUGACCGUGUGGGAUUUGGAAACCUGUAAGCUGCUGCGACACACCCGCCUGAGGGACGUGCAAGUGGGGCUCCGAUUCUGCCGUUCCAUGGACGUCCUGACGUCUUGGGGCGUGAACGAAUUCAACCAUGAAAUCAUCGUGUGGGACGUGGACAAGCUUACGGUUCUGCAUGUGUUGGACGGGCACUGCGAACCAGUCAAGGACAUCUGCGAGGUCGCCGCCCCACCACUCGCGGGAAACCCCGAAUCCGCAGAGAAACCGUGGGACCCUAUCCUUGGUGAGGAUACGGUUGUUCUGACAGCUGGCAUGGACCGCAAGGUCGUGCUGUGGAACCUCCGACUAGAGAAAGCAGCAAAAAACCUCGCACCAAAGAAGCUGUCCGUGUUAGUCGGACACUACCACGGCGUCCUGUCGCUCGCCUACUCGAGCGAGCAUGACCUCAUCCUGUCGGCGGGGUUCGACUUCGACGCCAGGUGCUGGGACCGCAGCACCAGCCACCUGCACAUGAAGCUCGUGGGACACCGCCACUCCCUCAUCGGCGUCGUCAUCGUGGAGCACGAGACGCAGCGCGCCGUCACCGGGGACGAGAGCGGGGCCUUCCGCGUCUGGGACAUCCAGCGGGGGCACUCCGACCACGGCACGUGCCUCCAGUCCUUCUCCCUCCGAAACGCGCGAGUUUCACCCCGGACGAUGGCCGUCGUGUGGAAGGAGGGCCUCGUCGUGGCCGGGAGCAAGAUGCACGUGUUUCGGGCGGCGCCCACCCCCAAGGUUGAGGCAUCCCCGCUCGGCGCCUGGUUCUCCUCCUACACCGGCGAGCUGUGCGUCGUGCUUCGGGAGGCGGUCUGGUUCGACGCGGCGACUGGGAACCCCAAGAGGCGGACGUUCGGGCCGACCCACGGCCGCGAGAUCACGGCCUUCUGCAUGGACGCGCGGCAUAAGAAGGCGGUGGUGGGCGACCAGCGAGGCGGGCUGCGCGUGUACGACGGCGUCACGGGCAGGUGGGUAAUGUCGGCCAACCCCCACCGCUCGGAGGUCUCGGCGCUGCUCUUUGUCGAGGAAGACAACGCUUUCAUCAGCGCCGGGUGGGACGGGAUGAUUCAGGUGCACGACGCGCGGAUCCAGUCCUUCUCCGCGACCCGCUGGAAGGCGAAUCGGAGACAGGAAGAGGGGGAGCAGGAGCCCGUCGGCCACCGGUGCGCGUUCACGCUAAGGUCCGUCGUGAACGCCCACGAGGGAAACAUCACGCUCAUGGGGGCGUCCGCGCGACUCGGACUGAUAGCGACGGCGUCGAGCGACCUCACUGUGCGGCUGUGGGACUACGGGCUGCUCCGGCUGGAGGAGGUCAUUGUGGCGCACAGACAGGAAAUCACGUGCGUACGCUUCCUCGACCCACUCCCCUGCUUAGCGACGGCAGAUAUGACGGGGAAAGUCCUCAUCUGGGCCACACGCCCCCACCCAAAAGGCGGAGCGCUGCUGUUGAUGGUACGAAACACCGUCAUCACGGCAGGGGACACCGCGCCCAAGGCUGCAGGCGGCGGCGGCGGCGAUGAAAGGCGGGCCCGGCAGGUGCUGCCGACCCCGGUCACUUGCAUGGCGUUCCGCCACCACACAGCUGCCGAUAGCGAUCCCGCUGACAUCGCCGCCGCGAAGAAGCCGGUGGUGGCCAGAGGAAAGGAAAGCACAUCAGUUCCGGACUGUGGGGACAAAGAAGGGUCGGACAAACAAGGGUCGAUCCGACAGGGACCGCAACCGCUGCCGGGGCAAGGAGGAGGAACACCGCCGACCACGGAAAUCAACAUGCCUACGACGGCAACGCCGUGGGAGGUCGGCAGCAUACUCUUCACGGGCGACGAGCUCGGAUCGAUCAAGAUUUGGGACCUGACGGCUGUCCUCCUCGACAAGCUCGGGCCGGCAGCGUGCGACGUCGACGGCACGGGGGACAAGGCCGCUGUUCCCCCGUCGUCGUUCGGCGCGGCGUCCCACCACUUCGUUCACUAUCGGCAGGGACCCCUCGACGGCGUGGGGCUGCACACCGCCGUGAGAUUCAGAGAGCUGAUCGACAUCGGGAGGGUGUUGCGCCGGGGGGACCACUUGCAAAGCGAGAAGCUGGAGCCAGACGGUAGCAGAGACGCCCGGCUCCGUCGAGCAGGUCUUGACGACGAGAGCGGUAGCUUCCGUGGCGGGAGAGUGAGGGACAGGCGCCCCCCUCCAGCCGAAGCGAAAUCGUCCGCUGACAGCGGCAGCCUGAGCACCGGUAGCAUCGCCGGCAACUCUCGCGAUUGCUCUCCGACCGCCAGACGCAAGCAAGGGCUUCUUCUCGGCGUGGAUCGCAAGCCCAGGGGACGGGGGGCAAUGGGGGCCUCAAACCCGUCCUUGUCGUCUUCGUUAUCGUCGAGAAGCGUGCCCGGUGCUUACGACAGCCAGCGCCGGCCGGCCGGGCCGAAAGAGCAGGCGGAGGCAUCCCUCAACGCUAGGCCCGACGACAUUGACCCCGUAUUUUCGUGGAAGGGUCACGAUGACAGCAUCACCUCCAUGCAGAUAGUCUCCACCCCUCCCUGUGUCCUCACCGGCUCGCUCGACAGCUCGGCGCGCCUCUUCUCCUUGGGUGGCGUCCUGCUCGGGGUCAUGGCGGAGAGGAAAAACGUCGCGGGGGCGGCGGCGCGCCCUUGGCGCUUCGAACCUCCGCCGAACGGGCGAAACGCCGAAGCGAGCGCACGAGCUACGACCCUUGAACAGAGGCUGAAAGCCGUUCGCCAAGAAGAACGCCAACCGGUGCCUGCGGCUGUUGGUUGUGGUCGUCCGAGGAGCUCGGAGCCGCCAACAUACCGAUGCGGCGACCUGUCGAGCCCCCUGUCCAAGGCUCCAGCCAACGGCUCAUUGCUCGGGGUGACUUCUACGGCCUCCGACCGCGGCCCGACGGGGCCAACACGGAAGGCCAGAACGGACACGACGCCGACAUCACCUGGUGAUCCCCUCAGCAAGGCACCAACAGAGAAAGGGAGAUCUGUUGCCGUCGAAACCAAGGACUUGUUGCGAACGCAGUCGGCGAUCUCCGCCGCGUGUUUGUCAAGGAUCGAGGAGCUCACGCAGAUGCGAGUGGCGACGACGAUGGCCGCAGACUCCGACGCACGAAGCGAGAGCCUGCAAGCGGCGGAGGAGGACAUCAAGGAGCGGCUCUUGAGCGAAGCUCAAGAGGGGUGGAAGCACCAACUCCGGGGGGGCGCUGGUCAGUCGCGGCCGCCUUCUGCCGCUAGCAGGCAAGGACGCCACGGCUACCACCACAACGCACGGCCGUCGCGAGGGGAUUCGGAGCCACCACUCUCGCCCGCGCAGAAGGUGCCACCGAACCUGAGUGCCGAACAGGAGAGGAAGCACGCCAAGCGAACGCGAUCUGCGUUGCAGUUCUUGUCCGAUAGCAUCACCCGCACACACAGCGGCACAGGUACUGGGACGGCUUUCCUGUCGCCCUCAGAAUUCCAACCGCAGGAGAUCGAGGCGGUAGAGGGCCCGCGGGUGACCGGACGUACUGUCCGUUGCGGCGUCAGGCCGUUCACGUCCCCUGGGCCACGACGGGAGGAUCUAACCGAGAAGGGUAAGGUGGUGACGCGCGGCGAUUCCGCUACGACUGCGUUGUCGGAGUCAAAGGCGAUGUCCCCCGCGUCAAAACUCAGGCAAAGCGUGAUGGCUGUGGCACCAUGCCUUGCCCUGCGGUUGGGGGCGCCAAGCAACACAGUGCCCCCCCUCCGUCAAACACGUGAAGACGGGGUAGAAGGAGAAGGUGAACGAGAGGCUAACGGAGAGAGCCGAAUCGCCGGGCAAGCAGGAAAACGUCAAGGCAUGCCUCUGACCCAAAGGUCGGCCAUGCCCUUGACUCAGAGAUCAACACCGAACGUGCUUCCCACUCAAAGGUCGCUUCUUAAUCUCGCUUCGGCUAGGUCGAACAUUUCGAACAGAUCGAACUUGUCAACCAGACCCACCGUCUCGACGAAAGCCGCUGUCGCCAAGAGAAUGGCCGCUGAUCGCCGACGCCGGCGCAUGGAUUACAUACUGGACGGCGUUCGCCGGAUGGGGCAGCGCGAGGGGAUGGUUGCCCAGUUGCCAACUUCCUCCCCGCGGGCGGGAGAGGAGGAGGAGGAGGAGGAGGAGGAGGAGGAGGAGGAGGAGAAGCAGACGAAGGGGGGGUGGGGUUCCGCCGAUUGCGACGGCAGGGGAACCGGAACCGUCGUUAUAUCUACCCGCGUCAAGGAGGUGCUAUCUAGGUUCGAACGGUCAGUCAACGACAGUGAUUGCCGUGACAGCUUGCCCGACGACGAAGCCGACCAGAAGGUCAGGGUCAUGCGCCGACAGCUCGACGCCCGCAUCGCGGCCAGGCAGGAAGCGAUCAGGCACAACGAGAGGUACCGACGGGCUCAGAGGUACGACUUGGUAACCUUGCAGGAGACUCAGCAGCGGCGGCACGAGGCGAUGGUGGGGCUGACCGGGCCCAGCGGGGAGCGCUUCGGCCCGUACACCCUCGACGACGUCCUCGAGUUCCAGGUGUUCGCCAACCACCUGAACGCACAGGGUGCCGAGCACUUCACCGUCCGGAGCCUGGUUGAAAACCCCGACAUUCAAGCGGAUCCGUAUUCUCACGCCCUGCUGCAGGAACUCGCGAGAUCGCGGGUGCUUCAAUGGAACCGGCCUCUGUCGUUGGAGGACCUCAUGCAGUUGGCUUUCCAUUUUGCAAAGCACGACGAGGCCAAACGGAUGGUAGCCAUCAUGGACAUCGCUGUACUUCUGGAGCGACUGCGAGACGCGUUCUUGGCCGACAAGAAUUCCUUGGUGGGAAAAAACGAGUCGUUGCCUCUCCAUUUCAUCAACGACAUCGACAUGGCCUUCCGGGCGACGAGUGCCGAGGCGUGCGGCACCUGUACCAUGAAAGAGCUUCAAGUUGUCAUGGCCCGAGUAGGUUCAGACCUGUUCUCGUGUGGACACGAGGAGUUGGACCGCUUGGCUGCGCAGUGCGGUGUGGUGGACGGGCACAAGGAGCUGACGGCCGACGAUUUUAUCGCCAUCAUCGCCAAGCUAGUUUCGCUCCAGACUACCAACACGAAGGCGGCGGGUACCCAUCCAAGGGAGACUAAAACCACGUAA
This is a messenger RNA of Ectocarpus sp. CCAP 1310/34, 5589 nucleotides long. Lineage: Eukaryota; Phaeophyceae; Ectocarpales; Ectocarpaceae. The record is from the annotation of a GenBank genome assembly.